UGUGCCAUUCAAGCAGCAGAUGCUUGCUUCAUAGCAGUUAUGAGAAUUGCUGGAAAUAGUCCACUACGUUGUAUUUUAGUAUAGUACUCUCAGAGUAUAUUGGUGAGUAGUGUACUGUUGUGCUUGCACAGCCACUAUAGAGUAGUGAAUGUUUUUUUUGCUCAGAUAGGAGUGGCUGACCCAGGCAGUCUGCUUCGUCUUUGAUGCUUCGAUUAACCUGCGUUCCUCGCUAGUUUCAAGACUGGAGUCUUGAGAAUCCAAAACUCUUAUUGGAUCUGGCUACCUCUGUGUGAUAAUUCUGUGGAACAUUUCACAGCAUUACGUACCUACUAGUGAGGUUAUGUAACAUAAAACGUGAGAUGUGUGACUAAUUCCGAAUCAUGAUUGGGAGGGACAUAAAAAUAAGCGACAGGCAUACCACAUAAUAUGCUUAGAGGAACCAAGAGAAGUUAUAACAGGACAAUCGGCGCCUCGGAUUCAAACACGAAACCUUUGGAUGUGAACAAGAGAUAUCACCGAGGGUCCACUUCGUCUGACAAUCGGUUACAAACACAUAACUAUGGGGCAGGGUACAUCACGCCUCAACUGGGCAUGCUCCUGCGAGGAUGGAAAGUUCAACCUCUCAGCGACAUACGAAGAGCAGAAGUUCAGUCCAACAGAAACUAUUGUAGAAGAACACCAGCAGACCCAGACACCACAAGUAAUUAAGACACAGCUCAUUAACUGUCAGAAGACUUCAACAUCAAAAGACACUCUUCUUCCCAUUAUGGACGUGGAAAGCAGCACAGAUGAGCCCAACAAGAAUACAAAACUAAGAAGAACAUUCAGCUCAUGUGACCUGGUGUACACAAAGCCCACAGGGGACUCUAGAAGGCAAAUAAGUAGUAAGAGUGGGGGAGUCCCCAAGAACAGCAGCCAACAGUAUGGAUCACAGGAGGCUCUGUCUUCUGGUGGCAACAGUUCUACCAACACUGAGUCAUCAGGUCCGAGCCAGAGCAAUUCAGAGAACUCCCUCAACUCCACGAAAAGUGUUGAUUCGAAGAUACACCGCGUGUUUGGAACGUCUACUGUGCACAAGACAAAACGAGAGAAGGCUGACCAACUGAACAGACAAAAGUCAAACAAUAGUGUGACUCCUAGCCAGACACCUUCCACUGAAAUAAAAUCUAGUGUCAACUCAACAUCCACAGGUUCAACAGAGAGGAAAUCAAGCAUUGGAGACAUGAGCUCUCUGAGUGAGAUGCUCAAGAAAAAAAAUAAAGAUGCCAGAAGAGCUGAGAUUGUAGCAGCUGUAACAAAGAGAUUGUACAGUGCCAAGAAGAAGGUCGAAAUGAAGUCUGAGCCUGUGGACGUGGUGCCAGAGCAGGAGGAUAAUCAAGAUGAUCUUGCAGAACCUGAUGAAUUGAAGUUGUGUCAACGGGCGCGAGCAAGACUGCAAGAACUUAGCAAAAAGGUCAUUCAAGCACAAAGGAGCAGGACACGACGUUUCAAUAACACAGAGACCCAGACUGACUUUGAUGCCCACGUGCUGCGCGUGAAAGAAGUGGCUGUGAGCACGGAGGAAUUCAACUGUAGUCCUUCUGUGUUCUUCACUGAAAACAGAAGGCUGUUAUUCACACAAUAUGCCUAUGGCAUGAAACAGGAACCAGCAUGGAGCAAUCUGCCAAUCAUGAAGAACAACAGGCUUCCAGAUGAAGACAGCUUCUCUGACGAUAGUUUGGAUUCCACUCAUGUGGUGAGUGCUACAGAAGAGAAACCUUCCAUGUGGAAUGUCAUCAGCAUCUCAUCUGGAAAGCAAUUCAAGACCAAGAAAUUUGACGAGAAUGAUCAAAGACUCACAGAUAUCUCAACACAAACACAAGCAUGUUUCUCUGGGGACAUCGCAGUGAAGAUGUCAGACAUGGAAACAGACAAUUUCAACAUCUGUUCAAAUGACAUGGUGAGUCCCAGACAAGUCGACAUGUGUGGACAUGAACACACCAAUCAGCCAGAAGUAGUGGCUAAGAUCAAUCAAUUAUCAUCUUGUCUCCACAAAGAUGUGCAGGAACAGGCACACUCCUGUGCAAGUACUCAUGAUUCGCUAGAUAUGGACACAGGAACCAUCACAGAAGGUACACCAUUACAACUGAGUGAUCAUCAUUUGUAUACCAUUACUGAGAAUACACAAAAGAAUGGCAGUAAUGAUGUAACCUCUGCUGAGUAUGAGAGUACUAGCAUAAAACACACAACUGUGGUAGUAACUGAAAAAUCUGAGAAUAAUCUGAGUAAUACAGUUUCUUUUCCAGAUACUUGCUCGUGCAGAACUCUCAGAUCAACAUGUGGAUCUUGCCCUGUGCCUGAAUCCUACAGAUCUUUCCCUUUGCCAGACUUAAUGACUGAUCCUCACAUUUUAUGUUUUGAGGCGUGUACUAUGUACACCAAACAUGAUCAUGACAGGCAACAAUGUGAAGACAAAAUGUCACAAACAACUCCAGAGUUGUACCUGCAUAAUACUAUUAAAAAAGGCACUUGUACAUUACAGAAAACCACAAAUCAAACAAUAAAUGAUAACAGUUCCAACAGAGAUGUAAUAAAAUGCAAUGAGAAUAUAGCAAUAUUGUACUGGAUAAACAGGAAAAUUUGCAAACACUGCAAGAAACUACUCACACAUCUGUGCAACCAUAAUGGUAGUACAAAGCUUCUACCAGCUCAGAACACUAAAACAGAAGGUACUCAAUAUUCUGUAUCCCAUCUACCAGUAGAAGCCAGCACUCAGACUGGAGUAACUCCAUUUCCAAAUGUGACUUUAAUGUAUACUACUCUGCUUGGGACUUACCCUCAAUUGCUGCAAAUGUUCAACCCAGUCUUAGAGCCGGAGGAUUUUACUGCCAUUUUCUUCCCUGACCAUACAUCAAAUCCAAUAAUUAUGAAGCCAAUUCAUGGCAAUAGCAGCCAUCCACCAAACAGUGUCGGAGUACAGACAGAUAAAAACACAGAGCAAAUGAGUGGUAAUGAGAAUGGCUGGUGUAAUAUGGAAUUACAGUGUUACAAUAACACACAAGACAGUGGGAUGCAAAGCAAUGUGCCAGCACCACAAAGAGGAACAGGACUACCCCAAUUUGCUCAUGGCCAACCAGCAUCCCAACAAGUGACCAACACUCAUGAGACCUGCAGUGAGGGGUCACACACAACAACUGUGCCUAACAGCAACACUUCUACAUCUGUUCCAAUUAAUCUGGACAACUUUUCCGAUGAUGAGGAUGCCCCAUGUCUGCCUUAUGUAACUGUAACUCCUACACAAAUAACAGGGGCUACAGGCUACCAACACUUGGCAGAUAUCAAGAACCUCAUUCUUGGUACAGACAGAAAUAUAUUUCCACACAAUACAGUUGAGGAGGAUCAUCCAGUCAAACGAACUAAGAACAUCAAGAAGAAGUCCGUGUCGUGGUCUGAUUUAAGUGGCUGUGGGGCACUACAUACAGAGAUGGUGUUUGCAUCUGACCAUAAUGUGUAUGACUCAUCACAGGUCCAACCGAACAAGAUCACAAAGAACUCAUUACUAAAUGUCAUAUCUGCUGAGACAUGGAGACCAACUCUCAACAGCAGACAGACAUCUUCCCAACCAGAAAAUCAGAGAGAGAACAAGGAGUUGCAUCGCAGCUGGAGUUCAGUAGAUGUAAAGGAGCUGAGAAGUAGGAAGAUAGAGGGAAAACUGGACUUAGCAGCAUUCCUCAGGGAGGCCAGUGCAUUAGUACAGAGCCUCAGUCAGGCUACCAGCUUGCUAGAAAAGGGACGUCAACUUAACAUCACAAAUUCCAUUCCAUGUGAAGAAGAUGAAGCCAUUGACACAGUGCACAAUGAGCUGUGGAUGGCUGCAGAUAAUGCUUCUUACACCAGUCAGUCUCCAUUCAUCAAGGAAGAAGGAAGCUACAUUGGUCCCAGUUCUCUGCCAUUAGUGAUGUCCAGUAAGGAAAAUGACAAUGGUACGACUAUGGUUAGAAAGAAUAUUACAAAGUGCCAGAGAACUAGAAUGAGCAGAUCUAAAAAAUGUAACAUAAACAUGCAUACUGAAUUAGACCAAAUUCAUCAUAACAGAGGCAUAUCAAAUUGGUUUUGUGAUGAACAUGAAAUGCCGCAUACUUCUAGCCUACCAGACUGUUCAAAUCUUAACACAGACGACUCGGAUUGUUACUGUUCCAUCUCCACAUGCCCCACUCGUCUGUCAGCCCCUCAUUUAAAUGCCUUUAAUAACAAUCAUUCAUAUGAGAGGUCAUUUCCAAUCUGUUCAUCUCCUUCUAGUCCACGGGCAUACAGACAGCACCUAGUAUCUAUUAGGAAGCAGAUUGUUAGAGCAUCCAUGCCUGUAAUGUUCACCAACUGCAAGUAGUUGGCAAUGUAUGAUGUGCCAGUAAAGUUACAUAAGAAGUUAAUAAUUAACAAGAAGCAUGUAUAGUGGACUUUAGCUAGUAGAUCCCAGACAAAUGAGCAUGCCUCCAUGUUAAGAUGUUUUUAUGUACUUUGUAUAGAAAGCAUAAUAAAUGGAAAGCAGAAACAAAGAAAUAUAAAAAAGAAACCACGAAUUACUUUACUGUUCAUACAGUAUUCAAAUGGGUACUGUAGAGAAAGAAGCGUUCAGACCCACCCAGAGGCCAAAACAGCUUCCUAACAUAUGGGUGUGGAAGGCUACUUUCCCAGGAGUAAACCAGUCACAGCAUCAAUCUGACCAUUGACCUAUAGUACUGAGGUUAAGAAUGCAUGCAGCUAUACCUGCACUCCCUAAUCCUUCUUCAUGACUUAGCACAGAGACAUCUCUACUUUUACUUUUAAUGUAGAGCAAAAAGGUGAGCAGAUAUCAAUCUCCUUAUUCAAUCUACGGUUGACACCAUGAUAUAAGAGACUAGAAUAUAGAUAUAAGACUUAUAUUUCAUGUACAGAGCAAGACAUAACAACAAUAACAACACACUCGAUGCUACGUGAUAUGAUAAAACUAUGUACAACAAUUCAGAAAUAGCAUUUAAAUAAACUUAAACUGAUAUAACUUUACAUUGUUUAUCAUCACAUCACACAAUCAUGUCCCCCUGGUAUGAAAUUUAAACCCAAACAAAAAUGUGCUCCUAGCCACCAUUAUGGUUUGAACGAACAAUGAAA
This is a messenger RNA of Cryptotermes secundus, 5127 nucleotides long. RefSeq lists its product as uncharacterized. The coding region runs from base 560 to 4366 and encodes 1268 amino acids. NCBI's taxonomy places the organism in Eukaryota, Metazoa, Arthropoda, Insecta, Blattodea, Kalotermitidae. The record is from RefSeq and is a predicted model, not a curated record. The transcript is spliced from 6 exons.